Molecule: messenger RNA, 252 nt
Organism: Eimeria tenella
Lineage: Eukaryota; Apicomplexa; Conoidasida; Eucoccidiorida; Eimeriidae
Exons: 1
Coding region: 1-252 (83 amino acids)
Source: RefSeq, a predicted model, not a curated record
AUGAUCCAAAAACAACUUUUACAAAAGCCAGGGAAGACGCAGACAGGUUUGCUGCUAUGCACUUCUCCAACAUUUUCAUUUGAGCCGGCUUCCCCGCCUUCCCAGCCUUUUGCUGCUGCUGCUGCCGCAGCAACUGCUGCUGCUGCUGCUGCGGCAGCAGCAGCUGCUGCUUUGCUGCGCCAGGAGCAGCGGCAGAAGCUGCUGUUUUUGCUGCUGCAGCAGCGGCAGCACUGCCUGCUGCUUCUGUUGUAG